Messenger RNA from Solea senegalensis (Senegalese sole), 738 nucleotides. RefSeq names its product transmembrane protein 220 (gene tmem220). NCBI's taxonomy places the organism in Eukaryota, Metazoa, Chordata, Actinopteri, Pleuronectiformes, Soleidae. The record is from RefSeq and is a predicted model, not a curated record. Bases 11 to 646 code for a protein of 211 amino acids. The transcript is spliced from 7 exons.
CCUGCCAUCCAUGAAGAGGGCAGCUGCGCCAGAUCUGGAGUCCCAGGUGAUGCACAGAAAUAGAAAGUCGGGGCUUGAAUCGUACUUUGCAGCCCGGCGGCGCCGUGUUGGACUCCGUCUCUGUUUUGGAAAAUCGUGCAGGCAGGACGUGCGCCUGCUUCCCUAUAUCUUCACGUGCCGCGCGCCCGGGCGGGAACACGCCAGCUCAGGCAGGAAAACAUGGGACAAGUUCGCGAAGAUCAAUGAUCCAGACGCGGGGAUGUGGAUGGUGGGUUAUGGAGUUCCUUCAGUCCUCUGUGCUUUGAUCAGCUGGAAACCUCUCGUUUCAGAACACUUGGCGUGGCGGCGUGUGGCCGAUCUUCACGUCAUGAUCUCCAGCAGCGUCGUCAUCAUGUUGGGUUGGAGAAUCCACAAAGAGCAAAUCACACAGAUCUUUCAGCAGGAGGAGGGCAGAGAAUUUUUUGGUCUGUUGUUGACGUCCAUGUGGCUUCUGCUGUGUCGACACUCUGGGAGAAGUGCAGUGGGAAAACUACGAGUCUUCACUGCGGUGGCCAUCACUCUGUUCCCCUUCAUCACAUGGUUUUAUUACCACGUCAACAAAGAGCUGAGGUCUGAGUGGCCGUCGCACUGUAAAACAGCCAUUUAGACGCAGUCAGGGAGCUUUUUUUUUAUGACUGAAAUCCACUGUGGACAAAGUUUGCUGCUUCAAUAAAAGUGUUUUUGUAUCAUCACAUACAA